This is a messenger RNA of Orcinus orca (killer whale), 1352 nucleotides long. RefSeq names its product rRNA N6-adenosine-methyltransferase METTL5-like. The transcript has 2 exons. Gene Ontology annotation, molecular function: rRNA (adenine-N6-)-methyltransferase activity; nucleic acid binding. The coding region runs from base 654 to 1283 and encodes 209 amino acids. Gene Ontology annotation, biological process: rRNA methylation. NCBI's taxonomy places the organism in Eukaryota, Metazoa, Chordata, Mammalia, Artiodactyla, Delphinidae. The record is from RefSeq and is a predicted model, not a curated record.
UUCAUGUCUGUCAACAGGUGAGCAAUUAAUAAGAUACAUUUAUGAAAAAUGAUACUUUGUGGUCAUUAAAAAGAAUAAGGUGAAUCUAAAGUACUGAGUUGUAAAGCAAUCUAUGACACCUGCCUGACACCCUGCUCAGGCAGGGCUUCCCUGGUGGCGCAGUGGUUGGGAGUCCACCUGCCGAUGCCGGGGACGCGGGUUCGUGCCCCGGUCCGGGAAGAUCCCACAUGCCGCGGAGCGGCUGGGCCCGUGAGCCAUGGCCACCGCUGAGCCUGCGUGCCCGGAACCUGUGCUCUGCAACCGGAGAGGCCACAACAGUGAGAGGCCCGCGUACCGCCAAAAAAAAAAAAAAAAGGCUCAGGCAGAGACGCGGCGUGAGGAGCCCUCAGCGACUCCAGUCCAAUCUCGGCCCGGGGUACCCUGGAGGAGGGUCGAAGGCUGGCCGAGGACUCUGCCCACCGCUGGCGCGGGGAGGAGAGCGAGAACCGCCUGAGCCGGGUGUACUUUUCGCGCCCUGCGUUCCCAGGCUGGCCCUCAGCCCGCAGCGCUGAAAAAAGGGGCAGGGGAUCAGAGUUGGCAGGGAGAUCCAGGUGAAGUAGGUUCCUCUGCAGAUCCAGCGCUGUUAAACCCUGCCAACGCACACUUUUUAAAACAUGAAGAAAUUAAGGCUUAGGGAACUAGACAGUCACCUGCAACAAGUGGAUGGAUUCGAAAAGUCCAAGCUCCUUCUAGAACAGCAUCCAACCAGGCCGCACAUUGCAGCAUGUAUGCUCUAUACAAUUCAUAACACACAUGAUGACACUGAAAAUAAAGUCGUUGCAGAUCUAGGAUGUGGCUGUGGAGUGCUUAGCAUCGGAACUGCAAUGCUGGGAGCAGGGUUGUGUGUUGGAUUUGACAUAGAUGAAGAUGCACUGGAAAUAUUUAACAGGAAUGUAGAAGAGCCUGAGUUAACAAAUGUUGACAUGGUUCAGUGUGAUGUGUGCUCAUUAUCUAACAGAAUGUCCAAGUCAUUUGAUACAGUAAUUAUGAAUCCUCCCUUUGGGACCAAAAAUAAUAAAGGGACAGAUAUGGCCUUUCUGAAGACUGCUUUGGAAAUGGCAAGAACAGCAGUAUAUUCUUUACACAAAUCCUCACUAGAAAAUAAAAUAAAAAAGAAAGCUGCAGAACAGAAAAUCAAGAUAGAUAUUAUUGCGGAGCUAAGAUAUGACCUGCUGGCAUCAUACAAGUUUCAUAAAAGAAAAUCGCUGGACAUUGAAGUGGACCUAAUUUGGUUUUCUUUUUAAAAGCCUCCAAAGAGAGAAGCAGCUUAAAAUCUAAUUAAAAUGAAUAAAAAAUGUUUACUAAAAAAAAAA